GAUGCAAGUGGUAACUGAAGAAGAAGAGGCGGAGUUACUCUCCUUGUGUCCAGGCUUUGCCAGACAGCUGCUCGGGGUGAAGGUGGUCUCGAAUUACCCGAGGCCGCUCCACCUCGACAGCUUCCCGAAGUCGGGAGCCCAUCUUCUCCAGACGAUCCAUCACGAGACAGGACGCGUCACGGAUACUUACGCGGAAAGCAAAGCAAAGGUACUAAAUUAGUAUGUUUUUGCUUUUAACUUCUCCUUUAUUCAGUCUUUUAGCUUCUUAGUCAGCUACUGUCUCACGUUCACUCAUAAGGUCUUGCUUCUAAAUCACCUUAGUCGCAUGUAUUAGCUUUACUACAGAACAAUCUAAAAACGGUUCAACAUCAACUCUUUUUCUUAUAUUAACCCUUAAAACAACAGCUUCAAGAAGAAAUGGACAUGCUGGAGAGUGCGUCUGACGAGCGCAUUCUUCGACGCUGGUGGAUGUGGGUACAGAGCCAAACGAGUGACAUCGCUGUUCUCAAAACUCUCUGGGAUGAGUAUACCGCCAAGUACCCCCGUGGUGAAGUGAUGCAGCAGAUCUCCUUCACAGGCACGUCGCCAGGCCAAACCCAGGACCAAAACCCUACUGGGGGACAGAUUCGAUCAUCCUGGCUGAGCAACAACGACGAGCGCCGUACUCUAUCAUCUUCAUAUACUUUGAUCUCGUUUGAGCUUGUGUUUGUAGUCAUUGGGUGCUAGUCUUUUUUAGCGAUUCUUGGCUUAUCUAUCAGAGUACACCCGAGAAGGCAUGUUCUAUCAUCCCCCAUGACUCGUCAUCUAUUCUUCAAUCCACACACAGUUUUUAUGCCGAGCACCACUGCAGAUUCUCAGCGUGAGAGCUUGGCGUCUUCAGGCGCAUCCAGACGCUCCAGCUCCGCUAUGCCACCACGUGCCCCUUCUUAUACUCCUCUGCAGACUACGAUCUUGGCCAACCGCGGGGCCGUCUCUGCCCUUCGUGGACAGCAGCUCAACUUCGAGGCCAUGAGUGAGCCACAGCAGAACGCUAAUCAACAGGGAACAGCGCAAGUCGGAGGGGGUUCUUUCUCAUCUUCAUCAACGAGUGCGGGUAGCUUCGCUGGGCCUCAAGGUGCUGCUCGUUCGCAGAGCGUUUUCGCGCCGGUGAUGACUCCGCGAGGUGAGGGCAUUGACCCAUCAUCAGCUGCGAGUCUACUCAUUAAUGGCCUUUCUUCCGCAAACCGCAGAGAAGUCUUUAACCAGCUGCUCGAGUUGUUGGCGCCGAAGAGUGGUACUACAUACAGUGUAGCUAGUAGAUGUCUGUAUGCGCUGUGCUUGAUCUAAAUACACAAGGUCCAGCUUGAAAAUGAUGCUUCUAAACUAUCUUCUACUAAUCUAAAAACCUCAAACUCAACGCAGAUGCUCAACUGCGAGCGGAAGAAGAGCAACAACAGGCCAUGAGAGAGCAGGAAACGCGGCGAUUGAUCCGCCAGGUGACCUCCGGCAUGUGCCCGCCAUUACCUGGAAAUGGACUACCUGGCCAUGGACCUCCUCGUGAAGAAGACCCUGCUCCGAGUGCUGCCCCGGCAUCGAAUGCAGCUCCUGCUCCUGGAUCAUUGCGCCGUACUUGUUUAUUUAGAUUAUUUAGAUUUUUUAGAAACCAAUCACUCUCAUCAUCACUUGAUCCAACUUUCAUCUUUACCUUUCCAAAAACAGGCACCCGUCAGCCAGAGGAUGGCCAAGGCCUCUCACCACCACAACGGAUGCGACGCUCUACAAACGGCCAGCGAAGCGCUAUCUCGGCAGGUCGAGGCCAAUCCCAGCGCGUGACGUUCGAGUCCUCGGCUCCCAGUGGUCCAACUGGUGAUGUAGAGAUGACGUCACCGCUGCGUGAUCGCACAGAGCAGAACCAUGAUCCACUAGGGCCUGUUCGUUUGGGAACUCCAGGUCGUACCCCGACAGUGGUUGUCGAUUUGGUCACACCGGCACGUACGAAUGCGCGUACCCCAGGCAGACUCGUGACCGACACCACUGAGGAGGAGGACUUCAUGCUGCCGCCGCCACGAGUUGCGCAACAGGUCACUCGUACUGGCCAGGAGGCGGAACCCGUCGGCGUGAAUCAACCAUCUGCUGACGCGGCUGCUCCACAGCCCACCGGCAACGGCGAGACCACGCACAACAUCUCCUUGAAGAGAGACUCGGCCGAGUCUUGGGAGCAGACUGCAGAAG
Messenger RNA from Amoebophrya sp. A25, 2211 nucleotides. NCBI's taxonomy places the organism in Eukaryota, Dinophyceae, Syndiniales, Amoebophryaceae. The record is from the annotation of a GenBank genome assembly.